Annulohypoxylon maeteangense is the source of this 3626-nucleotide messenger RNA. Its product is annotated as glycosyltransferase family 1 protein. The transcript has a single exon. Bases 143 to 3514 code for a protein of 1123 amino acids. The record is from RefSeq and is a predicted model, not a curated record. Lineage: Eukaryota; Fungi; Ascomycota; Sordariomycetes; Xylariales; Hypoxylaceae. Gene Ontology annotation, biological process: carbohydrate metabolic process. Gene Ontology annotation, molecular function: hexosyltransferase activity; UDP-glycosyltransferase activity.
GAAAAUCGUGGACGGGGUCCUACAGCUAUGAACUCGGAUAGCUGGAAUUAAUCUGUGCGUUGAUACCACGGUUGUAUUGGUGGGCUCUCCCGUGACGGUACCUCUCAGCGUGCCUGUGCUUCCUUGAGGGGUCUAGGUGACCAUGCAUCCUAUCGAACUUGACAAGCCGUCGAAAGCGCCAAUAGACGCUGGGGGAGCCGGACAGUCUCGACUCCACGUACACGAUGUGGAACGAGACGGGCGCCGCGGAACUAUCUUCCAGGACGAGCAAGGCAAUUUGGCAUUUCCCAGUUACGUCCCUCCAGAUGUCGAACAACCUUCUUCACGCUCGAGAGCUACUUCGGAAGGGAUCCAAGAUCAUAGUAACACACUUGAUCCAGCUAAAGGCCCUAAAAAGACCAAGUCUGAUCCUGUCGUCGGACCGCUCCCCAAACUAGCAAAGUCUUCUUCAUACGCCCAUCGCCGAAAUACACGUCGGCCAUCGACAUUCUCCCCAUUUCCUCUUAUGAGACGUGCUAGAACAAAUCUCUCGAUAUUUGAUGCAACACUACGAGGUGGUUGGAAUAACGACGACAACGAUAGCGAUCAUACCGAUUCAUCUCUUUCCUCGUCAGAAACAGAAGACAGUGGAGCAAAUACUGACGAUAAUACGGGCCAUCCAAAGGGACAGUCAAAGCGAAAACGUUCCUAUGACAGGUUCCGACGUUUCCGAGUAGUAAAUGAACUCUACCGCACGAAAGGUAAAGUGUCGAAGAGGGACGGUCGAUUAAGCAUCACAGUAAAUGACACCAGUAGUACCGGAUACCUAGCAAAAGCUCUUGGCACAGCCGUCAAAAAGAUCGUGCCCCAGAAAAUUGGCGAAAGCAAGAUAGACGAGCGACCAACCCCCACACGGCUAUCUUCCGCCACUACUACGACAUCAGAAAAACGGAGGCGGCCGAAAUUGAACAUAGUCAUUAUGGUUAUUGGCUCAAGGGGUGAUGCGCAACCAUUUUUAAAAAUUGGCAAAGUCCUCAAAGAGGAAUAUGGUCACCGAGUCCGUAUUGCUACGCAUCCUGCAUUUCGGGAUUUUGUGGAGAAGGACUCAGGGUUAGAAUUCUUCUCCAUCGGUGGUGAUCCAUCGGAGCUGAUGGCUUUCAUGGUCAAAAACCCUGGCAUGAUCCCUACACUCGAGACAGUAAAAGCCGGCGACAUUUGGAGGAGACGUGCUGCCAUGGCCGAGAUGUUCGACGGAUUCUGGCGGGCUUGCAUCAAUGCAACCGACAACGAAAAAGAUAUCAAUAACAUCAAGAUGAUGGGAGAGAAGAAUCCGUUUGUUGCGGACGCCAUUAUCGCGAAUCCACCUAGCUUCGCUCACAUUCAUUGUGCGGAAGCCUUAGGAAUUCCUUUGCAUCUCAUGUUUACCUUUCCUUACACGCCAACGCAGGCAUUUCCUCAUCCUCUAGCGAAUAUUAAGAAAUCUAACGUGGAUCCAGGAUACGCCAAUUUCAUCUCUUAUCCUAUCGUUGACCUGGUGGUUUGGCAAGGACUUGGAGAUCUUGUCAAUAAUUUCAGGGUGAAGACUUUAGGACUCGAUCCAGUAUCAACUCUUUGGGCCCCCGGCGCGACCUAUCGUCUUCAUGUCCCAGUAACAUAUUUAUGGAGUCCUGGACUAGUACCUAAGCCUGCUGACUGGGGCGAGCAGAUCGACAUUUCGGGCUUCGUCUUCCUGGAUCUUGCCUCCUCCUUUAAGCCCCCAAGGGAUCUUAUCAAUUUCCUCGAUAAUGGCGAAAUGCCAAUUUAUAUUGGCUUUGGGUCCAUCGUAGUUGAUGAUGCCGAAAGGUUCACCGAGAUGAUUUUUGACGCUGUUAGACAAGCUGGAGUCCGGGCUCUGGUGUCGAAAGGUUGGGGCGGCCUGGGCCAAGAUUAUAUUCCCGAGCAUAUAUAUAUGGUCGAUAACAUUCCUCACGAUUGGCUCUUCCCGCGGGUUAAAGCUUGCGUUAUUCACGGCGGCGCUGGCACUACAGCUAUCGCACUCAAAUGCGGCAAGCCAACCAUGGUUGUGCCAUUUUUUGGUGACCAAUACUUCUGGGGCUCUAUGGUCAGCAGUGCGGGGGCUGGACCAACACCAGUGCCAUACAAGAAAUUGACCGCAGAGACGUUGGCGGAAGGCAUCCAGUUUUGCAUGACCAGUGAAGCCCUUAAGGCAGCGCAAAGGAUCUCCAAGUCUAUUGAGGUUGAAGGCGAUGGUGCUGAAAAUGCGGUAAGGGCUUUCCACCACAAUUUGACGCUAUCUGGUGAAAGUUCAAUGCGAUGCUCCAUCCUCGAUAAUCACGUCGCAGUCUGGAGGGUCGAGCGCACGAGCGUCAGGCUGAGUGCUCUAGCAGCCGAUAUUAUCGUUAGCCACGGCUUGAUUUCUUGGCGAAAGUUACGGCUCAUGAGGCAUAAGGAAUUCAAUGAUUUUGAAGGUCCAGGUGAACCUAUAACUGGAAUUGUCGCUUCUCUGGUUGGAACAGUUGGCAAUGCAUUUGCUGGAAUCGGUAGCGUUCCAUACAGACUAGCGAGGACGUCAAACAAGAGAGCUGAAAAUAGAAAGAAUAAAGAGACGAAAGCGAGGCAAAGACAAGAAGCGCUAGCCGGAAACGCGGCUGAGUUUCCGUUCAAGAAUGCUUCGAGCUCAACAUCAACUACACCUGCAUCACCCCCUCUUCAGCAUUCCCAUGAAGAGUACCUAAACGAGAUAGAGGAAGGCGCGGAAAGAACAGGUCGAGCUCUAGCUCAUGCCCCCGUUGAUCUAUUUCUAGCUCUAGCUCAAGGCUUCCACAAUGCACCUCGCUUGUAUGGUGAUGACACCGUGAGACGUCCCAUCCGUGUCACAGGAAUACGAUCAGGGCUGAAGGCGGCAGGCUAUGAAUUUAUAUAUGGAAUCUAUGAUGGAUUCACCGGGCUUGUGCGAUUACCCAUUCGUGGUGCCAAAGAGGGCGGCAUCAAGGGCGCAAUCGCCGGUGUUGCUAUGGGGCUUACAGGGUUCGUGCUUAAAGAUAUCUCGGCGUUGAUCGGACCUAUCGGAUAUACGUUGAAGGGCAUCGCUAAGCAGUGCGAACGGGGGAAACAGCCUGUCAAGUACCUCCGCCGCGCACGAAUCAUUCAAGCACAGCGAGAAUUCUCUACCCUAACUGAAACAGAGCGCAAGGUAAUGCGUGAAGCUGUUCUUAAAGGAUGGCGAGUUCUACGCGAUUUGGCGGAUUUAAUAAUGCUGGAAAGGGAGAAAAGGCAGUUCAUGCCCCGCUUCAACAAGAAACAGAGCACACAUACCAAGAACACCAAGUCGCUAGCUAAGUACGGCAAAGGACCAGCCUUUGAGAGUGUCGCAACCGCUGAGAGAGCCACCGAGGCUAUCGUGCGCGGAGAUAACAUCGACGCUGUGCUUAAGAAGCGCGGGAAAUCCAUCGAUAUACGGAAAAGGUCUACGGAUGGGGAAAUUAGUCAAGAAGUUCGGACAGAUUCUACCCACGACUCAGGAAGGACAAAUUAAUAAAGAUACCCACGAAUACCUAAGGAAACGGGAUGAUACGGCAUCGGCGUUCUUUUGGAUUAAGCAUUGAUGUCACGUAACCCUUUGUAGAGAUCGCACCUGUAUUUUCGCC